Nomia melanderi (Alkali bee) is the source of this 1988-nucleotide messenger RNA. Lineage: Eukaryota; Metazoa; Arthropoda; Insecta; Hymenoptera; Halictidae. The record is from RefSeq and is a predicted model, not a curated record.
GGGAGGAAGAGGCACUUAUAAGCUGAACUUAUAAGCCGAAUACAUCCCAGUCCGACAUCGUGACUCGGAGAAUACUUAUCACCCGAGUCUACUGCUGAUAGCGUUUCUUCAUAAGUUUUUUUUCCUUAAAUCUAUUAUCACGCGUCAUCUUACAAUUAGUAAUUCUGCGACCAUCGUCUGUACUCGAUCGUUCUCCAACGCGCCGCCAUGAAGUUCGCGGUGUCCGUCGCGCUUUUCCUCUUCUGCAUCCUAUGUGUCAUCAGGCAGUUGCAGUCUGCCAGGAUUCUAGCGAUCGUUCCAACACCUUCCUACAGUCAUCAGAUCCCGUACCGUCCACUGUGGUUAGAACUGAAUAAACGAGGGCACGAUGUCGUGCUCGUUACUGCGGAUCCGAUUCCGAACCUGGACCGGAAAAACUUUACGCAGAUCAACGUUGGCCAGUCCUACAGUGACAUAAGGAAGAUCGACUUCAUUAAGAUGCGAUUCGACAAAGUCAACUGGCUGACGUUCACCGAAGAAUACUUAAUCUCCUUGACCUAUUCCUUUGCGGAGAACGUACUGAACAACACGGAUAUGAAAGGGUUGUAUGCGCCUAACAGCAACGAGCAUUUCGACGUUGUGCUAGCCGAAUUGCUUUUUUCACCCGCUGUGUACGCCAUUGCUCACAGAUUCAACGCACCGUUGAUAGGAUUAAGUUCAUUAGGGCUGCUUACACUCAAUGAACAUGCUCUCGGCGGACUUGUAUUGCCAUCGCACGAAUACACCUGGGAAAUGGAAGCGAACGUAGGAACGCAUCAGCCAUUUUGGAAAAGAUUACAGAAUUUCAUAAAUCUUCAUCGCUAUCUGUAUGUUAUUUACCGUGAAAUAUUUUCACAACAACAAAAAUUAGCGGAAAAGUACUUCGAGAAGCCACUGCCUCCACUACUCGACAUGCUGAAAAACACUAGCCUUAUAUUUGUCAAUCAAGCCGAUGCUAUAACUCCGGCGCGACCGAAACUGGCAAACAUGAUCACGUUCACCUCUCCCCACGUCAAUGAAAAAAUGACACCGUUACCCCAGGAUUUGAAACGCUUUUUGGAUCAAGCGACUGCAGGAUGCAUCUACUUCAGCCUCGGCAGCAAUGCCAUGAGUUCGGACAUGCCGAAAGAAACUAUACAGGUUUUCCUCGAUGUGUUCGAUAAAUUGCCCUACAAAGUUGUGUGGAAGUACGAGAAAGAGCCGCCAGUUAAACGUGACAAUAUCUUUUUCGGAAAAUGGCUUCCCCAACAAAGUAUUCUUGCACAUCCCAAUGUUAAGAUGUUCAUUUACCAAGGAGGUCUUCAAAGUACCGAAGAAGCGGUACAUUUCACGGUACCGUUAUUAGGAUUUCCGGUAGUAGCAGAUCAGGAUUACCAGGUGCUUAGAAUGGAAGCCCUUGGGGUCGCAAUACGUUUAGAAAUCACGACCAUCACGAGAGAGAAAUUGGAGGGGGCUAUUCUAGAACUGAUAAAUAACAAACAAUACAAGGAAACAAUGAUCGAACUCAAAAAGACCGUGAACGAUAACCCUCACGACAUGGUAAAGCAUCUAGCGUGGUGGACGGAAUACGUGAUCCGUCACAAAGGAGCCCCUCAUUUUCGAUCGACUUUGGCUGAUCAACCGUGGUACCAACGCUGCGAUAUGGACAUCGUGGUGUUCCUGACAAUCGUAGCCGUUUUAGUAAUUUCAAAAACGACCAGUAUCAUCGCGACACUAGUCGUGCGAUCUUACAAACGUUAUCGCCUGAUGUCCACAAGAGGAAAGCGAAAAAUGAAUUAGCUAUAAAUGUGGUGAAACACUGUUAUACCUACAUAACAUUCAUGAAUUGCCUUUGUCAUGUGUUCUGCAGCGGAACAUGCUGAUCGUUUUAGUAGUUACAAAAUAUACGAAUGUUACCAGAGUGCUCGACGUGUUUAUAAGUUGAUUUAUACGUAGGACAAGGCAGAAUUGUACAAAUAACUGUUUAAUAA